UGGUAAAAGAAAAGAGAUUAGAAGGUGUGAAGAAAUAGGUAGGAGAAUGAGAAUGCAGAGCCACACAAACUAGAAUAGAAAGAGUGAUGACUCACUAAAAUGAUGGAUGUGGUGAAGAACGGUUAGCAGCGGUGUGGGACUUCACAUGGCUUCUUCUACACUCGCUCCCACUCUCAGCCUCUCCACCAAAUCCUACUCCUAUCUCCCCAACACCAAACACCGGUUUUCAUGUCCCAGAAUAAAGUUAUUCUACUCCAAGCACCGCUCCUUCUCCGUCUCAGCUUCUGCUUCUGCUUCCACUUCAAAUUCGCUUCAGGCUCUCAUAUUCGACUGCGACGGCGUGAUCCUCGAGUCUGAGCACCUGCAUCGCCAAGCCUACAACGAUGCCUUUGUUCACUUCAACGUUCGCUGCCCCUCUUCUUCUUCUCCGGGCCCACUCAACUGGGACGUUCAAUUCUACGACGAACUCCAGAACCUCAUUGGUGGAGGCAAACCCAAAAUGCGAUGGUACUUUAAGGAACACGGGUGGCCUAAGUCCACGUUGUUCGAGACGCCUCCCACUAAUGAUGUGGAUCGGGCCAAGUUGAUUGACACUCUUCAGGAUUGGAAGACUGAGAGAUACAAAGAAAUAAUCAAGUCAGGAACUGUAAAACCCAGACCUGGAGUUCUGAGAUUGAUGGAUGAGGCCAGAGAUGCAGGGAAAAAGCUAGCUGUUUGCUCCGCAGCGACUAAAAGUUCAGUUAUUCUCUGUCUUGAAAACCUUAUAGGAAUUGAGCGCUUUCAAGGCCUUGAUUGCUUCCUUGCUGGUGAUGAUGUGAAGGAAAAGAAGCCUAGCCCAUCAAUAUACGUGACAGCUUCCAAGAAGCUAGGUAUAUCAGAGAAAGACUGCUUGGUUGUAGAGGAUAGUGUUAUUGGAUUGCAGGCAGCAACACAAGCAGGGAUGUCAUGCGUGGUUACCUACACACCUUCCACAGCAGAACAGGAUUUCAAAGAAGCCAUAGCAAUCUACCCUGACUUGAGUAACGUAAGAUUGAAAGAUUUGGAAUUACUACUUCAAGAUGUAGUAGCUGCUAAAUAGAAGAUUUCCUUGUGCCUUGGAAAUAUUGCUAUUUUAGCUGCCCUGCAGUGGUUUCUAUCAGGAAAAUGGAUUGAAAUAUUUGAUGUUUAUCACAAGGUUAAGAUCUCUCUCUUAAAAAAAAAAAAGAAGAAACAUUUUUCCAUGUAUUAAUUGACAGCGGAUGAUGUAUACGUGCAAAUCAAAAUGUGACAACAAUUCUUUGCAAGAUGUAUUAAAGAUCAGAAUCUAUUGUUUGUGUUUUUCUCAUUAAAUUGUAAUGCUUGCCAGAUAUUUCCUUUGACAA
Glycine soja is the source of this 1361-nucleotide messenger RNA. RefSeq names its product haloacid dehalogenase-like hydrolase domain-containing protein At4g39970. The transcript has 11 exons. Gene Ontology annotation, molecular function: hydrolase activity. Bases 146 to 1078 code for a protein of 310 amino acids. NCBI's taxonomy places the organism in Eukaryota, Viridiplantae, Streptophyta, Magnoliopsida, Fabales, Fabaceae. The record is from RefSeq and is a predicted model, not a curated record.